UUGACCCAAGUAUCAUUCCACCCACCAUGGCCAAAGAAAGCCACCCACUGCCACGUGGAAUAGUUGUGGAUUUUUUUGGUUCACAGAGAUUUAUCCCUCUGCCUUUGGAGCAAUGAAGGUGGGCGUUCAGAGGGUUUGAGAGAGAUGAUAGACCAUUCCACAUGGGGAUCUCUAGCAGCACAUCUAUGGACUGACAGCCAGAGAGUGUAAAGUACAGAGGCUGAACUCACCCCUGUGGGGUUUUAUACGUCUUUAACAUAACACAUAUCACACAGAGGAAAGUGCACUGCUACGGGGUGAGGACCUUGCCUGUGACUUGGCCUUGCAACAUAAGCUAGGACACAGCAUUGGAUUAUGGAGGGGAACUUGACAUACCUGCUGGGCAGAAGCAGCUCCGAGGACGUGUCGGUGGGUUACACGUCAUCAACAUCUAACUCCUCUGCAGCCUAUGAAUACGCCUUCUUCUACCCAGAACUGGACAUCAGCUGUGAUCUUGAAAAUAUUCCAGCAUUUGCAUCUACCUUUUUUCCAGUGCUGUACUCCCUACUGUUUGUGACCGGCCUUGUAGGAAAUGCUUUGGUCAUCUGGGUCCUAACAGUCUUCAAGAAAGUCAGGGCCAUGACUGAUGUGUAUCUGCUGAACCUUGCCAUCUCUGACCUCCUCUUUGUUUUCUCCCUCCCCUUCUUGGCUCAGUACUCCAUCGUGAGCCAGUGGACUUUUGGAAAUACGAUGUGUAAAAUCAUCAGCUCAGCUUACUUCAUUGGUUUCUACAGCAGCGCCUUCUUCAUAACCAUCAUGAGCAUCGACAGGUACUUGGCCAUUGUCCAGUCCAUCUAUGCUCUACAGGUUCGGACAACUGCCCAUGGGAUUAUCACCAGCCUGGUCCUUUGGGCAGUCGCCAUUUUAGCAUCAGCACCAGACUUAAUUUUUUUCCAGGAAAUGAAUGACAAUAACCAGACUAAGUGCAUCCCUCACUAUCCUGACAGCAACAAUGGCUGGAAGACUUUCAGUAAUUUUGAAGUUAAUGUCCUGGGGUGGCUGAUCCCUGUUGUUGUCCUCAUUUUCUGCUACCACAGCAUCUUGAAAAACCUGCAGAAGUGCCAUACUCAGAACAAGUACAAAGCAAUGAAACUGGUUUUUAUUGUUGUCAUUGUGUUUUUCCUCUUCUGGACCCCCGUCAACAUUGUGCUUUUUCUGGACUCUCUGAGGAACAUGUACAUCAUCGACGACUGCCAGACAAGCCAAAGGCUAGACCUAGCCAUGGAGCUGGCUGAGGCGCUCUCCUUUGUCCACUGCUGUCUCAACCCGGUCAUCUAUGCCUUCGUGGGUGAGAAGUUCAAGAAGCAUCUCCACGAAGCUUUCAGAAAAUACACACGUUUUCUGUUGAUCUGCAAAGACUACAGUGCUUUCGAUGGGCGCAGCCUGGACAAGCACUCCUCUCUGCGUGUGACAUCCUCACAGUCAUCUUUUGUUGGCACUGUCUUGUAGAGCUACAAGUAAAAAACUUUCAUCCCAAACAGGUGACCUGAAGUUAAGAAAUCCUCCCAGCAGGGCAUCCACAGGGAUGCACUGUUUGGGCAGCCUUUUAGGACAGGAAAAGUGGAAGCAGCUGCUUGAGUUUGCUUUUAUCAUGGUUGCCUUUGGGGGUCUUACUUUUUAAUGUCUUUUCUAGCAUCUUCCUCCCUUUCCCUUUGCAUGUCCUGCCCUGCCUGCUUUGUGAAAGGGAGGCUGAAAUUACCAGCAGACUCCCGCACUGCCUGAGCAUCAUGGAGAGGUGCCUUAGAAAUAUUUCCCCCACCUCAGAUUCAGUACUGAAAGGAACUGUUUAUGUUUCUGAACUUGGGACACUUGGUCACUCCUUCCCUUGUCUCAGCAGAGCGGAUUGGCUUUGUAGGCAGCGGCAGGGCUCACAGCAGGAGUGGUAACCUGCUCUUUGGAGGGAAACAGUGCCCAAGUUUAAGGCAUCACACCAGGGCCUGGCUCCCAGUUGACAAAUCUGAACAAGGUUUCCAGCCCAGAAAGAGCUUAGUGAGUGAAUAAUUAGA
Haliaeetus leucocephalus (bald eagle) is the source of this 2045-nucleotide messenger RNA. RefSeq names its product chemokine (C-C motif) receptor 8 (gene CCR8). The coding region runs from base 355 to 1488 and encodes 377 amino acids. Gene Ontology annotation, molecular function: chemokine receptor activity. Gene Ontology annotation, cellular component: membrane. Lineage: Eukaryota; Metazoa; Chordata; Aves; Accipitriformes; Accipitridae. Gene Ontology annotation, biological process: chemotaxis; immune response; G protein-coupled receptor signaling pathway. The record is from RefSeq and is a predicted model, not a curated record. The transcript has 4 exons.